This is a messenger RNA of Mycena citricolor, 255 nucleotides long. The record is from the annotation of a GenBank genome assembly. Lineage: Eukaryota; Fungi; Basidiomycota; Agaricomycetes; Agaricales; Mycenaceae.
AUGAUUGCAGGAAGCAUUGAGAAGAUUGAGAUGUCUGGAGAUGAUAUUCAAUUCACGAUCCGCCGUCAAACACCCCUGUCUCCCGGGAUGCAUGACCCCUUUGCAGCCUAUCGACCAUACUUCCCAGCAAGUAUGUACUCUGACAAGAUGAGCAAUGUUCGAGAUAGUGUCCCAUUAGAUGAUGUAGUAUGUCACUAUGCUAGAUUCAACCACACUCGUGGCCGUUGUGUUGUUCUUAGUCUAGCUACUAGUUAA